ACAAACAGUGAUAAGUCGCGGCGAGAACCAGGCUGGACAAGAGGACUUGCCAAACGAAAGAGUCGACUCGAAGUAGUGCGUGUGCGUGCGUGUGUGUGCGUGUGUUUGGGUGUGUGUGUGUAUGUGUGUGUGUGGUUGUAAAUCAAAAAGUUACACUUGGGAAAUAGAUCUCUUCACUCUACUCUACUCGACUUCGUACAUCCGAUUCCGAAAACAUGUUCCGUGUGUCGGCCACAGCUUCGCUGCUGCUGCUAAUCGUUGCGGUUGCGCAGGAAUUAAUUGUAACGGCAACGCAAGAUUUGCCCGAAGGCUUUCCCAAAUGUAAACGAGAUGCAAACUUUGACAAGUGUCUGGUGGAUGCUGUCAACCAUGCCAUAGUGCUGCUGAAAGAUGGCAAUAAAGAAUUCGGCAUUCCGCCGCUGGAGCCGCUGUCCGUGAAGAAACUUGUUAUAGAUGCCGGCAAUGCGCCAAUAAAUCUACGUCAGGCCUUGAAGAAUGUGAAGGUGCACGAUCUGAUCUCCACCAGCAAGAUCCUACGGUACAAAACCGAUCUGGACAAGCACUUGAUUAUCUGUGAGAGCCGCACGGAUCGCAUUGAGAUGAUCGGCGACUACGAGAUGUCCGGUCGCAUUCUCCUGCUGCCCAUCACCGGCCAUGGCAGGGCGAAUGUGACGCUGGUGAACACCAAGAUCGAGCAUCGUCUGAUUGGGGAGCCCUUCGAAAAGGAUGGCGUCAAGUAUAUGCGCCUCAAGGAUUAUCGCGUUAACUUCGAGCCGAAGCGUGUGUAUCUGAAAUUUGAGAAUCUCUUCAACGACAAGACCCUCUCCGAUGGCAUGAAUCGCUUUCUGAACGAGAACUGGGAGACGGUAUUCAAUGAGCUGAAAUCUGGUUAUGCCAAGAGCUUUGGCUUGAUAUUCCGCGAGCUGUCAAACAAACUGUUUGAGAAGGUACCCUUCGAUACUAUAUUCUUAAGUUAAUGGUUGGAUUUCGUGCAUCUAAUUUAUGUUACUAUUUAGUCAAUAAAGGAUUUUUU
Messenger RNA from Drosophila obscura, 1033 nucleotides. It is a transcript of the gene Jhbp12, whose product is annotated as protein takeout. NCBI's taxonomy places the organism in Eukaryota, Metazoa, Arthropoda, Insecta, Diptera, Drosophilidae. The coding region runs from base 216 to 977 and encodes 253 amino acids. The transcript has 3 exons. The record is from RefSeq and is a predicted model, not a curated record.